GUUGGGUUGGUGGCUCCAGUGGCGAUUUCCUCAUCUGUAGUCAUUCUUGCAAAACAAAUCUUGGCUAAGCUUUGUAUUGUAGCUAUUUGUGUCUACCUCCCAUCCUCCUGUGAGUUCCUUGAGGGCAGAGGCUGUGAAUGACACGUUGCUGAAUUUCUAGAGCCCUGCAUGGGUAGAAGGAUCCGGUUUUUCCAUUGGUUGAUUUGACCUGGGAAGCAGACCAUAGGGGGCACAUUUCAAAUAGUAUCUGAGGGCCUGGUGGUGACAAAGAACUGGCAGAGGUGGGCCCCUGCUGUUGGAAGCCAGCAGGAGAGAUUAGCAGGGGAAAGAUGUGAAGAAGAAAAUUCAGAAUGCUGCUUUACCACCUAGAGGAAGUUUCUAGAACAAUCUAAAGGCAACGGAUAGGAAUUCGAAUGACCUGAAGCUGGCCGUUCUUUGUUCCCAGCCAGAAACAGUCUAAUCGGAAAGGAGUAGCAAGACGCCCAUAUUUGUUUCUGGCAAGGGCGGGCCGCUAGAGGAGCUGAAGCCAUGUCUAGUGCUGGCAGGAUGCUGUCACGACUUGGGCACCGGUAAUCUAACUCCGCGGCUCUCAUUGCUGAUCCCACCCGCUCUAGUUUUUAAAUUGUGGUUCCAGGGACCUCUCGGCAUCCCCCUGUCCGACCCCCAAAGCUGGGAAGGCUAAACAGAAAACAGAGAAGACCCGGAAGUUGUGAGGACCUCCAAGCACGUGAUGGGGAAACAAACAAACAAACCCGGUGCUGUCACGUGACCCGCCAACCUGCUGUACUUUGGAGCUGAACGUUCGGCUGCUCUUAAAGGUCGGAGCCAACCCUGAACUGUCGCUGACUUUGAAAGCUUCGAAAAUCUGAACUUGAUGCCAUGGGAGGCUGUGCGGGCUCGCGGCGGCGCCUUUCGGAUUCCGACGGGGAGGAGACCGCCUCGGAAUCUCGGCCCGCUCUGUUGGACCGCCAGGGCGUCGACUGGAGGAAGAACGGGAUGGGUUUCUGCGCAUCAGAGUGGAUCAGUGGAUGAGAAAUGCCCAGGAACUGAAUCAUGGCUCCUGGGCCUUUGCAACAACUUCUCUUACGUGGUGAUGCUCAGUGCUGCCCAUGACAUCCUUAGCCACCAGAGGGCAUCUGGGAACCAAAGCCAUGCUCUUCUCUUCCAUCAGGUGGACCCAGACCUAGCACCCACACCCCACAAUAGUUCAUCUCGAUUUGACUGCAGUUCUAUCUCCACAGCUGCGGUGCUCCUGGCAGAUAUCCUCCCCACCCUCGUCAUCAAAUUGCUGGCUCCUCUUGGCCUUCAUCUGCUGCCCUACAGCCCCCGGGUUCUCAUCAGUGGGAUCUGUGCCGCCGGAAGCUUCCUCCUUGUUGCCUUUUCUCAUUCCGUGGGGACCAGCCUGUGUGGUGUGGUCUUGGCUAGCAUCUCAUCAGGUCUGGGGGAGGUCACCUUCCUCUCACUCACCGCCAUCUACCCCAGGGCUGUGAUCUCCUGGUGGUCCUCAGGUACUGGGGGAGCAGGGCUGCUGGGGGCACUGUCCUACCUGGGCCUCACGCAGGCUGGCCUCUCCCCGCAGCACACCCUACUGUCCAUGCUGGGCAUCCCAGCACUGCUGCUGGCCAGCUAUUUCUUUUUGCUCACAUCUCCUGAACCCCAGGACCCUGGAGGGGAUGAAGAGGCGGAGACAGCAGCUCGGCAGCCCCUGAUAAACAGCGAGGCCCCACAGUCAAAGCCAGACUCCAGCUCAGACCUCUCCAUUCAGGAAAGGUGGACUGUUUUCAAGGGCCUGCUGUGGUACAUCAUUCCCUUGGUUCUGGUUUACUUUGCUGAGUAUUUCAUCAAUCAGGGACUUUUUGAGCUCCUCUUCUUUCAGAACACAUCCCUGAAUCAUGCUCAGCAAUACCGCUGGUACCAGAUGCUGUAUCAGGCUGGUGUCUUUGCUUCCCGAAGUUCUCUCCACUGCUGUCGCAUCCGCUGCACAUGGGCCCUGGCCCUGCUGCAGACCAGUGCUGAUUACCGGGAAUUUGCCAUGGCAGCUGCCUGUAUCUCCGACACCUUGGGGAUCUCCUUGUCAGGGCUCCUGGCCUUGCCUCUGCAUAACUUCCUCUGUCACCUCUCCUGACGUUCUGGCUUCCUGAAACACAGGACACAUUGACCUGGGCCCGUACUGACAGGCCAAGAGGUCAGAACCCAGGCCCACAUCCCAGAUCCCAUCCGUGAGCUCUGCCCCCAGAUUUCCCUGCGCAGCUGGGGUGUAGAGAAGUGCUGGGUCCCUUUCCUGUUGGAGCAGGGGCAGUGAUUUUCUCCCACUCCCAAAAUGGUCUUAGGGAGUUUCUUCUUGGCAUUAUACCCUCAGAAUAAAUACCUAUUUUUAUCAAUUGA
This is a messenger RNA of Manis pentadactyla (Chinese pangolin), 2385 nucleotides long. It is a transcript of the gene CLN3, whose product is annotated as CLN3 lysosomal/endosomal transmembrane protein, battenin. NCBI's taxonomy places the organism in Eukaryota, Metazoa, Chordata, Mammalia, Pholidota, Manidae. Bases 875 to 2125 code for a protein of 416 amino acids. The transcript is spliced from 17 exons. Gene Ontology annotation, cellular component: lysosome; membrane. The record is from RefSeq and is a predicted model, not a curated record. Gene Ontology annotation, biological process: lysosomal lumen acidification; lysosome organization.